Messenger RNA from Leucoraja erinaceus (little skate), 7480 nucleotides. RefSeq lists its product as uncharacterized. Gene Ontology annotation, molecular function: protein binding. Gene Ontology annotation, cellular component: cytoplasm. The transcript is spliced from 26 exons. The annotation marks the transcript as partial. The record is from RefSeq and is a predicted model, not a curated record. NCBI's taxonomy places the organism in Eukaryota, Metazoa, Chordata, Chondrichthyes, Rajiformes, Rajidae.
UCCCCGACUUGGACGGCAGCAAAGAUGGACGACAGUGUCUUGUGAAGAGUCCACCUGGUAAUAUACUGGAAGGUGGACAAUAUUUACAUUUACAAGCCAAUUAACCUACAAACCUUGCAGUUUGUAGUGUGGUAGAGUUUGUAGAAUGGUAGAGUUUGUCUUUGCAGUGUGGGAGGAAACCGAAGAUCUCGGAGAAAACCUAAAACCUAAUCGAGGUUUACUAGUGUCUGUGUGUUAUUUUUUGUGAGCCACUUCCACCGAUAUCAGAGUAACAGCUAACUUGAGCAGCACGGAAUGUUUCACACUUUUAUCGCUAUCUGGUUACUGGUCCUCAGCGGAAAGUGAUUGAUCACAGCAGCACGACCAAAGAUACAAACAAGUACAAGUUUAAAGGAAUCAGAAUGGACGAAGAUCUGACCUCUGUAAUCUCUGCCUUCGUGUCACAUUGUGAUGAUCACAAGCUGUUCCAGUUGACGAGAUUCUACCAGGACCGACUGGAGCAGGCGAUUGAAGAGGCAGUGGAUGGACUCAGCUUCAUGUUAAUACAAACGGGUCACUUCAGUGGACCAGAGUACCAAAAUGUGACUGAUCUCGCGAUGAAGGGAAACCAAGCGGCCGGUUCCAAACUCCUACUGGAUCUGGUAAUGGAGAAGGGCUCUGGGGCUCAAAGGGUGAUGUGGGAAUCCCUUGUGAAAAUGCGUUGUACGUUACCGAAGCUGAACAGAAUAUUGAAAGAGAUACAGGAACGUGGUGAUGGUCAGUUCGCCCACAUGGACACAGAACGGUGUUUAUCUCAAGUGCCCACUCACCUGAAAGAUCUUCAAAAGGAUCACAAGGAGACUCUGCGGGCACGGACUGAAACAUUGAGUGUGAACACAAUCCUGAUGAGGGAAAAGGUUAAGGAUUUCCAGUUGGUCGAUCAAUACGCUGCGCUCACGGUCAUCUCUACUGUUCGAGAUCGGAGCCUGGUGGAACAUGAGUUGCUGGCAAGAGGCCGGGACCAUGAGAAGUGCAGAGUGAAAUGGCUCCAGAGAGAGUUGGAAAAAAUCCGGAUUGAUCAAUUGUUUCAGAGCUGCUUUUUCCAAAACGUGUCUUAUUGGGACCAAAUCUGGCGUUUUUUCGGAUACGAAUCUAGAAACUUGGUGUCAGCGACCGAAGUGAACUCUGGGAGUUUUGCAAUAGUGGCCGGAGUUACGGGGAUUGGAAAAACAACAAUGGUGCAAAAGAUUGUUCAUGACUGGGCCACGGGGAAAAUAUACCAACACUUCCAGUUUGUCUUCAGUUUCAGAUUCCGGGAUUUAAACACCAUUAACUCUCAAAUUACCCUGAAAGAAUUGGUUCUGGAACAGUACCCUUACUUUGGGAAUAUCCUGGGAGAGGUCUGGAAGAAUCCAGAUGGAUUGCUGUUUAUAUUCGAUGGUUUGGAUGAAUUCAAGGGCAGAAUCGAUUUUGCUGACAGUCGGAGAGAUACAGAACCUAAGCACCAGUGCCCAGAUCCCGAGUGGUGGUGUGAAGUGUCUGACAUUGUGUACAGUUUAAUCCAGCACAAGCUGCUCCCAGGGUGUUCAGUGCUAGUGACCACCCGUCCAUGUGCACUACAUUUAUUGGAAAAGGCAAAGGUUAGUGUGUGUGCUGAAAUCCUGGGAUUUGUUGGUGAGCAACGGAAGGAAUAUUUCACCAGGCAUUUUGAAGAUCAGUCGGUGGCUGCAGCUGUUUUCAAACACGUGAAAGAGAACGAGAUCCUGUACACCAUGAGCUACAACCCCUCCUACUGCUCGAUCCUUGGCUUGACACUGGGCCCCUUCUUCACACAAAGACAUAAGGACUCUAACCGAGUUCCCAAGACCAUCACCCAAUUAUAUUCCUACUAUAUUUACAACAUCCUGCAAAACCACGGCCCUAAGCCAGAGACUGAGAACCUCCGUGAGGUGUUACUGAGGCUUGGUCAGAUGGCCUUUACAGGUGUAUCGGAGAAGAAAAUUGUGUUUACAGAUGGAGAUUUGGCCAAGUACAAUCUGCAGCCUUCCCAGUUCCUGUCUGGCUUUCUGAUGGAAUUAUUGGACAGAGAUCAUUCUGUUCAGAAUGUGGUGUACACAUUCCCUCACCUCACCAUCCAAGAGUUUGUAGCUGCACUCGCGCAAUUCCUGACUCCAUAUUCUGAGGAUCUUCGGAGACUCCUCACCGAAUCCCACAGCACGACAGACGGGAGAUUUGAGAUAUUUCUCCGGUUUGUUGCUGGUCUCUCCUCCUCAUUGUCAACACGGUGCCUGGGGGAGUUUCUGGGUCCAUUUCCUAAUGAAAUUACCUACCAGGUGAUUGACUGGGUGAAGGAGGAGGUUAAACGCCAGGCUGGAAACGCAGAGUGUGAAGCUGGCAAGAGGAGUCUCCUGAACACAAUGCACUACCUGUUUGAGUCUCAUAAUAGUGGACUGGCUCGGAACGCACUGGGAUCUGUGGAAACACUUUCAUUCAGUGGAUUGCGACUGACCCCGAUUGACUGUGCAGUCCUGUCUCAUGUCAUUGGCUGCUGCGAUACAAUAAAACACCUCGAUUUGGAGAGCUGCCACAUCCAAAGUGAAGGACUACAGCGUCUGGAACCCAGGCUGCAUAAGUGUCACCACUUGCGAUUGGGAAAUAAUGACCUGGGAGAUUCAACCAUGAAGCUGGUGUCUGUCGCUCUGAGGGAUCCGAACUGUGAAAUCCAGAGACUGGGAUUGGGAAAUAAUGGCCUCACCGCUUCUCCAAUUGCCGAAUUUGCCACUGCUCUUGCCGCAAACCGUUCGCUGAUGGAGCUUGAUUUUAAGGAUAACAAACUGGGAGAUGUGGGUGUGAAUCAUCUAUCUGAGCCUCUGAAGAACUCGGAAAAUAAAAUACAGAAAUUGGAGCUGAAAAAUAACAGUUUAACAGCUUCUUGCAUGACGACACUCGUCUCUGCGCUCAGUGCAAAUGGCUCGCUGAUGGAACUGGGACUAGAUAACAAUAAACUGGGAGAUUCGGGAGUGAAACUACUGUGUGCUGCUCUGAGGAACACAGAUUGCAAAAUACAAACUCUAAGGCUAUGUAGUAUCGGUCUGACGGAUUCUGGUGCCAAGGAUCUCGUCUCCGCUCUCAAGACAAACUGUUCUCUGAUAAAUGUUUCUCUGAGUUCUAAUGCACUGGGAACACCCGGAGUGAAGUUGGUAUCUGAGGCUUUGAAGAAUCCAGACUGCAAAAUACAGAAACUGCAGUUGGCCAUGGGAGGUCGUGCUCGCUGGCGAGGCAUUCAGUCGGACAAUGGUCAAGAGGACACAUGUUAUGCUUGCUUUCAUAGUUUAUGGGACGUCGGUCUCACAGAGUCGUGCAGUGAGGAUCUGGCCUCUGCUCUUGUCACAAACUGCUCGCUGAAAGUUCUGUCACUGGGCGAUAACCUACUUGGAGAUCCGGGGAUAAAACGUUUCUCUGAGGCCCUGGGGAACCAACAAUGUAAACUGCAGGAACUGGAGCUGUAUAACAAUGGCUUGACAGAUUCAUGCAAGGAGGAUCUCUCUUCGUGUCUCAGGAAAAUGCAUUCACUGAAAGUUGUGGAUCUGGGAGCAAACUCUUUCACAGACGUAUCUGUUCCCACUCUCCGCCGCCUCAUUGAGAAACGCAAGAAUUUGAAGCAGAUCCAUCCCGUGUGCAUCCCCACCGAUGACCGGCGCUCGGCUCCGGCCGGCACCGAGGCGCCGACAGUCACUGGACAAGGCGAGAGGCGCAGCCGACGGUCCCCGGCCCGCCCAGGAAUAGCCCCCCUGGGAGCUGGAGCCGAGCAGGAGCCAGCGACCCCCCACCCCCUCCCCCUCACGCUGGCUGCAAGUCCAGGGCCACCACCGCUCAGGGCCAGCGCCCUACCAGUCCAGGGCUGCCGACCAACCCGGUGGGACAGGCAGAGACGAGCUGGAGCCAGUGUCUGCCCAGCUCACGCCGGCUGCAAGUCCGGGGCCAGCUCAGGGCCAACCCGGAAAACUCCGGACACUCCCGGACAUAGACGGGACACCCGGGAGGGGACGGGGAAGGUCCAGCAGCAACUUAACAGUGCCCGCAGUGCCAGAGACCCGGGCCCAACCACGGGCGAAACGCAGACCUGCACCCACACAGCAGCACAGCCGUCGAGAAUGUUUGCAGAGAAGCGUUAUGAGUGCGACGUGUGUGGCAAGGUCUGGCUGUACCCGAGCCUGCUGGAGACCUCGAGCGGGUGCACACGGGAGAACGCCCCUUUGAAUGCUCCAACUGCAGCAGGAGAGCAGGUGCUGCAGGUGCACCAGCAGGUGCACAGCAGCGAGCGGCCCUUCAUCUGUUCCGAUUGUGGCAAAGGCUUCAAGAUGUCCAAGCACCUGAAGCACACCCACACCGGGGAGCGGCCCUACACCUGUAGCGACUGCGCCUCCAUGCCUUGUCUCACCAGCGCGUGCACACCAACGGCCAGCUCUACGACUGCCCGUACUGCGGUGAGUCGUGUGAUAGCUCCCGGGGGUUGCGGCAGCACCGGCGGGCUCACGCCGCACCAGUGUACCCACAGCAGUGAGCGCCCCUUCCCCUGCCCAUCCUGUGUUCACGGCUACACCCGCCUUGACCACCUGCUGGAGCACCGGCACGUGCACACUGGCCAGCGCCCUUUCACCUGCCCGCUCUGUGGCAAGGCCUUUGUCCGCUUAUCCAGCCUGCUGGCACACCGCAAUGUGGAUAGGCACUGUUUAGUCACGGAUGGUAAUCAUUGGGCGAGGCUUGACCCGCCCAUGACGUUCGAGAAGGGGCGGGACAUAGCGGGCCUGUUCUUUCCCAUUGGUUGUGGAGAAUGUCAGUCUGCGGCACCAUCCAAUGGCGGAGGAAGACGUGAUGACGUGAUGACGUGCGCCGUCGCCAGCAGCCGCUCCCCGACUUGGACGGCAGCAAAGAUGGACGACAGUGUCUUGAGGGUAUAUGAGACAAGCUGCCGGUCUGCUCUGCUCAUUCCCUGUAUAGUGUCAGCCCAGAACUUCAGGGCCGGUGAUUGUGCAACGCAAAGGAUACGCAACAAACAGAAGGAAGGCCCGGCAGUUUCAAGAAUAAAAAUGGACACAGAUACAAUAUCUUCUCUAACUGAGCUGCUGGAGAAGUGGGAAGAUUCUCAGCUGGUCCAAUUGACAAAUUAUUACCGGAAGGGACUUGAACAGGCGAUUGAACAAACGGUGGAGAAAGUCGGCCUCAUCCUAAUAUACGAGAGACAUUUCAGUGGGCAAGAAUAUGAGCAAAUCGUUCAGCGCACGGAGAGAGGAAGCCAUGCCGCCGGUUCCAAGCUCCUGCUCGGACUGGUGACGGGAAAGGAGCCCCCGGUUCAAAAACAGAUCUGGAAAUGCUUCGUGAAAAUGCAACACGUUUUCCCCAAAUUGGGCAAAAUGCUUAAAGAAGUGGAGGAAAAAGGUUCUGACCUCAUAGAAUCUUUCAAAGCGAUGCAAGUUGUCUUGGAAUUACCGGCUUACUUGAAAGAUCUUCAACAGAAGCACAAGGAAACUUUGUGCGAACAGACCGAAACGGUGAAAGAAAACACGAUCCUGACGAAGGAGAAGGUUAAGAUUUUCCAACUGGUUGAUCGAUACGCUGAACUCACUGUCAUUUCAAGUGUUCGAAGCCGGACACUGGUGGAACACGAGCUGCUGGCAAGAGGACAUGACCAUGAGGAAUGGAGAGAAGAACAUCUCAAAGGAGUGUUGGAAAAAAUUCGGACAGAUGAGUUAUUCCAGCACAGCUAUUCCCGGAGUAACACCGGAUCUGGCAGUUCGACAGCAGUGGCUGGAGUCCCAGGGAUCGGAAAAACAACAAUGGUUCAAAAGAUUGUUUAUGAUUGGGCCAUGGGAAAAAUAUACCACCAUUUUCAAUUUGUCUUUAGUUUCAAGUUCCGCGAUUUAAACACAAUUACGUGCAAAAUAAGUCUAAAUGAACUGAUUCUGGAUCAGUAUCCGUACUUUGGUAAUAUGCUAAGAGAAAUUUGGAAAAACCAAGUAGGAUUGCUGUUUAUAUUUGAUGGUUUGGAUGAAUUCAAGGAUAGAAUUGAUUUUGGUGACAGUCAGAGAGACAUUGACCCUCAGCGCACGUGCACAGAUCCCCAAUUCCGGUGUAAAGUGUCCGAUAUUGUGUACAGUUUAAUCCAACACAAGCUGCUCCCGGGGUGUUCAGUGCUAGUGACCACCCGCCCCGCUGCGUUACAUUUAUUGGAUAAGGCGGAGAUCAGCGAUUGGACUGAAAUCCUGGGAUUUGUUGGUGAGGAACGGAAGGAAUAUUUUAACAUGUUCUUUGAAGAUCAGACGGUGGCAGCAGCCGUUUUCAAACACGUGGAGGAGAACGAAAUCCUGUACACGAUGACCUACAAUCCUUCCUACUGUUGGAUUCUCGGACAGGCUCUGGGCCCCUUCUUCAUGAAAACACUCGGUCACUCGUAUCGGAUUCCCAAGACCAUCACCCAAUUAUAUUCCUCCUAUAUUUACAACAUCCUAAAAAACCACAGCCGUGAGAUUGAGAGCCCCUGUGAGACGUUAGUGAGGGUUGGCCAGAUGGCCUUCACAGGAGUGGCUGAAAAAAGCAUUGUGUUCACGGAUGAAGAUUUGAGCAUGUACAAACUGCAACCUUCCCAGUUCCUGUCUGGGUUCCUGAUGGAGCUUUUGGAGAAAGAGGACUGUGCCCGGAGCAUGGUGUACACAUUUACACAUCUCACCAUCCAAGAGUUUGUAGCCGCACUUGCGCGUUUCUUGACGCCAAAUGCACGGGGCAUCCAGAAACUCCUCACUGAAGCUCACUGCUCGACCGACGGGCGUUUUGAGGUAUUUCUCCGUUUUGUCGCUGGUCUCUCCUCCCCAUUGUCAGCUCGGCCACUGGAGGAGUUGCUGGGUCCAUUUACUCAUGAGACAACCUGCCAGGUGAUUGACUGGGUGAAGGAGGAGGUUAAACGUCAGACUGGAAAUGCUGGGAGUGAAGCUGGAAAAAGGAGCCUCCUGAACACGAUGCAUUAUCUGUUUGAGUCUCAGAAUCAUGCACUAGCUCAGCAGACACUGGGACUUGUGGAAACAAUUUCAUUUGGUGGACUGCGGCUUACGCCAAUUGAUUGUGCUGUUCUGUCUCACGUUAUUUGGUUCUGUGGCACGAUUAAAUGCCUCAAUCUGGAGCACUGCCUCAUUCAAUGUGAAGGACUCCAGCGGCUGGAACCCGUACUGCACAAGUGCCAAGAGUUGGGAUUGGGGGCCAAUGACCUGGGGGAUUCCGGAGUGAAACAUGUGUCUGCGGCUUUGAAGAGGCCGGACUGCAAAGUAGAGAAAUUGCGGCUGCUCAGGAACCAUCUUGCUCCUCCUUGCGCCAAGGAUCUGGCCUCCGGUCUCUGCGCAAACCGUUCCCUGACGGAGCUGAACCUCAGUGACAAUGAAUUGGGAGAUUCUGGUACGAAACUGGUGUGUGCGGCUCUGAGUAACACUGGCUGCAAAAUACAAAAAUUGUG